Camelina sativa (false flax) is the source of this 1174-nucleotide messenger RNA. RefSeq names its product interactor of constitutive active ROPs 5. NCBI's taxonomy places the organism in Eukaryota, Viridiplantae, Streptophyta, Magnoliopsida, Brassicales, Brassicaceae. The record is from RefSeq and is a predicted model, not a curated record.
UUCGUUUUGUCAAUUUUAAUCGGAUUUCUCCAACAAAAAAAAAAAAAAAAAAAAGAAGAAGAAGCUAAAGCGACGGUAUAGAUUAUUCAAAGAAGCAAUCAUAAAGCAAUAAAUUAUAUCCAAAAACAAAAGGUUUUAAACCUCUUGAUCUCAAAAAAAUGCAGACUCCAAAAUCAAGACCCGGAUCGUUGGAGCUGCCACAUAAGAAAUCUCCUUUACCAGCUCCCAAGGUUGCUCGGAGACUCAAACCAAGCGGAGCAGAAUCCGAUCCUAAAACCAAGACACUAUCGAAAACUCAAAUCCCGAAAGUAGUAGCUGAUCGUCGCUCUCCAAGAAUCCCUCUCAAUGAGAUUCAGAAGAAGCGGACAGGAGGAAGGAUACCAGAACUGGAGUCUCAGAUAUCUCAGCUUCAAGAAGAGCUCAAGAAGGCAAAAGAAGAGCUAAACAGAUCAGAAGCAUUGAAGAAGGAAGCUCAAGAAGAAGCUGAAGAUGCCAAACAUCAGUUAAUGGAGAUCAAUGCCUCGGAAGAUUCAAGAAUUGAGGAGCUGCGCAAACUGUCACAGGAGCGAGACAAGACAUGGCAGUCUGAGCUUGAAGCUAUGCAGAGACAACAUGGAAUGGAUUCAUCUGCUUUGUCUUCUGCCAUUAAUGAAGUUCAGAAACUGAAAUCAAAGCUCUUUGAGUCCGAGUCCGAGUUAGAGCAGUCUAGAUUUGAGGCAAGGUCUUUGGAGAAACUCGUUAGACAGCUCGAGGAAGAAAGAGCAAAUAGUAUAGACUCAUCAUCAUCAAUGGAAGUGGAAGAGCUGAAAGAAGCAAUGAAUCUUGCGAGGAGUGAGAUAAGCCAACUGAAAUCUGCAGUUGAAGCAGCAGAGACAAGGUACCAAGAAGAGUAUAUACAGAGCACAUUGCAGAUAAGAAACGCUUACGAACAAACAGAGACGGUCAAGUCAAGAUAUUCACUGAGAGAGGCCGAGUUAACGGAAGAAUUGAACAGAACCAAAGGUGAAAUCGAAGAUUUGCGGGAACAGUUAAUAGAUAAGAAGAAAGAAGAUGAGCUUACGGACGCUAUGAAGAAGCUUGAAUCGGAUUUGAUGGAAGUGAGAGGGAGUUUAAUGGAUAAGGAGAUGGAGCUGCAAAUUCUAAAGAGUGCAAUGGAGAAGAAAGUGGAAACGGC